AUGAAGGACGAAGAGAGCCUCGAGUGCUUAUGCAAGCUGCUCACCACCAUUGGAAAAGACCUUGAAAAUGAUAACGUGUCUCUGGAGCCGAUUUUCAAGGGUAUCCGCGACGUAGUCGAACAACGCCCCAUCAAAGUGAGCUCGCGCGUGAAACUCAUGCUGCAAGACGUGAUGGAUCUGCGCAGCGCCAACUGGAUGCCGCAAAAACAUGACGCGAACCCCAAGAUCCAGAAGGAGGCGGACACCAACGAAAACACCACCUUCAGCGCCACGAGCAAAGAUGCAGUCCCGAAGACAAUCAGCAGAAAGGAGAAGCUCGACGUUGAGAGCUUGGUCAAGAACAAUCCGCCUCCAACGGUUUCGGCGGCCCCUCAAGCCAAACUGGUUCAGGUCAAAAACGAGGCCAAAGCCAAAGAGACCAAGGCCAAAACCCUUCAAUACGAAGACGAUUCCAAUUAUAUGGUGCGACCGCAGCAACAGCCUGCGAUGCCAAGUCUGCCGCAACGGCGAUUCAAACGGGGCAACAGACCGAACGCCAUCUCCAUCAUAGACCCUGACACAGGCAAAGACAGACUAAACGAGGUAUUCGGCGAAAACUCGGACUCUGAAAUGCAGACGACGUUCGCACGCCAGACGGGGAGGAACCACCGCGCGCAGCAGCACUUCAGCGUGCAGAGCGAUAAAUUGAAGAGCAAGCCGCCGCAGAUGGAGGAGAUGUCGCUGGGCAGGGUCAACUUGUUCAACACGUGGGGAAAAGGUUCCAACAUUAAAAAUGUGGUGGCUCCGCCGAUGGGGGCGCAAUCGAACAACAUCUACGACGCGCUGGAAAAGGCGAACUCCGGGGAUAGAGGCGGCGGAGGAGGGAAGCAGCGCAAGAACAACGUCGGGGACGACGGGUGGAUACAGACGGGGAGGAACCACCGCGCGCAGCAGCACUUCAGCGUGCAGAGCGACAAGCUGAAGAGCAAGCCGCCGCAGAUGGAGGAGAUGUCGCUGGGUAGCGCCAACUUGUUCAACACGUGGGGAAAAGGUUCUAACAUUAAAAAUGUGGUGGCUCCGCCGAUGGGGGCGCAAUCGAACAACAUCAACGCCGCUCUGGAAAAUGCGAACGAAAGCGAUUCGUACACGCAAGAGAAGAAAUCCGGAGGCGGCAGCAACAGACGCGCCGCUCCCGUACAAAGUUAUCAGAAAUUGGAGUUCCUAAAUGAUGCCAACACACCAGUGGGUGAAGGCGAAUUCACUUGCGACCGAAUUCAGGCAGAAAUUACCAAAUUCUUCCUCGACAAAAAGAACGUUGACAAACUUCACAGCUUGGGUUAUAAAUUACAGUAUAAAAAUGAUGCCAACACGCCAGCGGGUGAAGGUGAAUUCACUUACGACCAAAUUCAGGCCAAACUCACAGAAUUCUUCAUCAACAAGAAGAAUGUCGACGAAAUCGGCAGUUGUAUUGGUGCAAAUGUGGGUGACAGGGUGAAAGAAAACAAAUUCAUUCGCGCUCUGGUGACCGCCAUUUUAAAGGACAGCAUCAAAAAGGAUUCUCUUAGCGUGGAAAUCUUCCACCGUCAUUUGGUGCUGCUGCAAAAGUACAUCGACAACAAUUCCGAGUCCGAGCUCCAAUGUCUCUACGCGGUGCAGAGCCUAGUCAACGAGAUGGGACAUCCGAAAGGUCUUUUGUUAUCGAUAGUACAUAAUUUGUACGAGCCGUGGGCGAUUUCUCUGGAAAGUUUCCUGGCUUGGGAAGCCAGCACCGAUCCUGCUGAGCAGGCUGGAAAAGGUGUGGCCCUCAAGCAGCUUAACCAGUUUUUAACCGAACUGAAGGACGACCAGGAGGACUUCUCAAUUUACUAA
Molecule: messenger RNA, 1848 nt
Organism: Brassicogethes aeneus
Lineage: Eukaryota; Metazoa; Arthropoda; Insecta; Coleoptera; Nitidulidae
Source: the annotation of a GenBank genome assembly